GUACAGUCAAUCGCAACAGAUAGGUAGGUAUAUGUCUCAGAAAUACUUAUAUCCCACCGAGGAGUACCACCCUUGCCUGGUAGAGGUGAGGUACCUUCAUUCCCCACAUCCCAACCCCAGCAACCGACGAACUCGGAGCUUCCGACUUGAACCAGUGGACAGUCCCUGGAUGGACAAUAUCUGAGAGGCAGGAGUUUCGUAUCCCACUUGCCACUGGCCCUGACAGAGAAUUAGCCCUGCAGCGGUAUUUUUCCAGGUGGCGAGACAGGAGUUAAGUAGAUCUACUACUCCGUACUGCAACCUCCAUAAAUAGGUGGACCCGGUUCUCCCCAUCCGCAUCGGUAUUUCUCACACUCCUCGUUUCUGCACGCAGCCUAGGGUCGUUCUCUCGUUCGGGUGGCUUUUCAUUACAAAAGUCUUCCCAGAUCAAACUUCCCCUCCUUCCAAUUUGCAUUUACAUCCACCACCCAAAAGAAAUCAACCAUGAAGCUCCUCUCUUCGCUCGUCUUGUUCGUGUCGGCCGUGGCAGCCAACCCCAUUCUUUCAGCCCGAGGGAGCAACGACGACCCUAAAUUAUUCCACUUGAAGACCUCGGGCGCAUCCAACCAGGACCACGACGGGCUCUAUGUGUAUGGCUAUCACACGGGCGCAGGCCUCAACGAUGCCGUCCUGACGGCCGACUUUAACACGGCCAAGCCGGCUUUCCUGAAUAGCUCGAACGUCCAGUUCGCUCUUGAUACUCCUUUUCCUUGGGGUAUCACUAUGCGUGGGGCGAAUAAUUAUGGCUCGUGGGAACCCGUCGAAAUCAACACGGGAUACGGGUCAGGCGCCUUCUCCAUCGAUGGGGACAACUUGAAAUGGUCGGAGAAGCAAGGUUUCGGCGGGUGGCUGGUAUGCGACUGGUAUCACAACGAGCCCCAGCUGUUCUACCUCUACCGCUUCAAGGAAGCUACCUCUCUCCCGAGUAGCUGUACCAAGGUCGACUUGAAGGUGGAGUACCUAUCCGAGUAGGUUGCCGAGAUCUUGCCACCGGGAGUCGUGACGCGUGUGGCGAGAUGUGAAUCGUGGAUGGGAGAUGUCUAUAUAAUUCGAAAAUGGUCAUGAAUGAUACGUGACGAGAUGAUGACUGGAGUUUGGAUUGAUUUUGGUUGACACGCGAACGGGCCGAUCGUUGGAUAUAACUGUGGCUCUGAUUAUAGUUAUGGUUAUGGUUAUGGUUUUGCUAAUUGGAUGCAACCUAAAAGAUAACAAGUCUAUACAAAAGAGAAUAAAAUGAUACAUACUGGACCCAAUU
Molecule: messenger RNA, 1294 nt
Organism: Aspergillus campestris IBT 28561
Lineage: Eukaryota; Fungi; Ascomycota; Eurotiomycetes; Eurotiales; Aspergillaceae
Exons: 3
Coding region: 484-1011 (175 amino acids)
Source: RefSeq, a predicted model, not a curated record